Salvelinus namaycush (lake trout) is the source of this 4515-nucleotide messenger RNA. Its product is annotated as coronin-1C-A-like. The record is from RefSeq and is a predicted model, not a curated record. Gene Ontology annotation, molecular function: actin filament binding. The transcript is spliced from 11 exons. Bases 121 to 1545 code for a protein of 474 amino acids. Gene Ontology annotation, biological process: actin filament organization; neural crest cell migration. Lineage: Eukaryota; Metazoa; Chordata; Actinopteri; Salmoniformes; Salmonidae.
AGAAAGAGAGCACAAGCGAGUUGUCAGCGGCAUUAGCGGUGGAUUCAAUUGGGUAGACGUCGACAGUCCUAUUUUAGAUAAUUCAGCAGUCAGGGAUAUUUGUACUUUGAUCUGGAAGAUAUGUUCAGGCGAGUUGUGCGAGCGAGCAAAUUCCGUCAUGUCUUUGGCCAGGCGUUGAAGAAUGACCAGUGCUACGAUGACAUCAGAGUGUCACGGGUCACAUGGGACAGCUCGUUCUGCGCCGUCAAUCCCAAGUUUGUCGCCAUCAUCAUAGAAGCCAGCGGGGGCGGGGCCUUCCUGGUCCUCCCUCUUAACAAGGCGGGCCGCAUUGACAAGGCCUACCCCACAGUGUGUGGUCACACAGGCCCUGUGCUGGACAUCGACUGGUGCCCCCACAAUGACCAGGUCAUCGCCAGCGGCUCGGAGGACUGCACAGUUAUGGUGUGGCAGAUCCCUGAGAACGGACUGGUUACUGGCCUGUCUGAGCCUGUGGUGGUCCUGGAGGGACACUCCAAAAGGGUUGGCAUCAUCACAUGGCACCCCACGGCACGCAACGUCCUGCUCAGUGCUGGCUGUGACAACCUGAUCAUCAUCUGGAAUGUGGGGACAGGCGAAGCCAUGAUUCAGCUGGAGGACAUGCACCCUGACGUCAUCUUCAGCGCCUGCUGGAACCGCAACGGCAGCCUCAUCUGCACUGCCUGCAAGGACAAGACCAUCCGUGUCAUCGACCCCCGCAAGGAGGAGAUCGUAGGGGAGAAAGAGAAGGCCCAUGAGGGGGCACGGCCCAUGAGGGCCAUCUUCCUGUCGGACGGAAACGUGUUCACCACGGGCUUCAGCCGUAUGAGUGAGAGACAGCUAGCCCUGUGGAACCCGCAAGCCAUGGACGAGGCCAUCUCAGUGCAUGAGAUGGACACCAGCAAUGGAGUUCUCUUGCCCUUCUAUGACCCAGACACCAAUGUGGUUUACCUGUGUGGUAAGGGUGACAGCAGCAUCCGCUACUUUGAGAUCACGGACGAGGCCCCAUUUGUCCACUACCUCAGCACCUUCACCACCAAGGAGCCCCAGAGGGGGAUGGGAUACAUGCCCAAGAGAGGUCUGGAUGUCAACAAGUGUGAGAUCGCCAGGUUUUAUAAACUGCACGAAAGGAAGUGUGAACCUAUCAUCAUGACUGUGCCCAGAAAGUCUGACCUGUUCCAGGACGACCUGUACCCAGACACGGCAGGACCAGACUGUGCCAUCGAGGCGGAGGAUUGGUUCGAGGGGAAGAAUGGCGAGCCCAUCCUCAUAUCCUUGAAGAACGGCUACGUCCCUGGCAAGAACCGCGACCUCAAGGUGGUCAAGAAAAACAUCCUGGACAACAAGCUGAGCAAGAACACGGAGAAAAGGGGCCCAGCCAACAAGUCUGCCUCGCCCACUCCAUCUAGAAAAAACGAAGCCAAGCUGGAUGAGGUCUUGAAAGAAAUCAAAUCCCUCAAGGACCUGGUCAGCAGUCAGGAGAAGCGAAUCAUCCAACUCGAGGAGCAGAUGUCCAAGAUCGCCAUUUAAGGACCCUCCCACCAAAAUUCAGGACGAUCCAUUGGCUAGGAGGUGGGCAGGACCCGUCACUGCCAAUCUCAAUGACAGCGUUCCGCCUGAAACCUGCCUAGCAACGAUCCCAAGCAACAUUCCCGAGAUGAACUUUUCUUAGCCAGCCCCUAACCCUCAGUUAACAUGAUGGAAUAAGAGAGAAAUAUGGGAAACUAUUCCAUUCCUUUUAAUAAGUGGCGGUUUAGUCUUGUUUGUUGUAUGAAAAAGUCUUGCAUAUUCCUUUUGCUUUUAAGAUUGUGACCCAAAAAAUUCCAACGUGAACCAUUUCUAUUUGGGUAAACCCAAAUGUUUUAUAUGUAGAUAUCAGUAUUUUGUCUACCCCAACUACUUAUGUUGCCAAAUUUUAAAGGAGUUAUGUUUACACACCUCCUUGACAGUAUUUUUCUUCAAAAACAAUUUUCUCUUUGUUUUCCAGGAAGAUUCAAAAUACAAACUAUAAGGGACCAAUGCAAUAGGCUGGUAAUGCGAGGGGGGAUGGCAGAUUUCAAUAAUCAAACAAUUACUGUAAAAGACAAUGGAGGAGAACCAACUCAUUAUGAGAAACUAUCAAACACUCAAUCCUGAUGUAUCAUAGUAGUUCUGUUGUCUUUGCUGAAAAGCUCUGAGGUGGUGGUGUGAUUCUUGCUGUAAGUGUUCUCGCUCUCCCGCCUGGCUUUUCUGAACCUCUAAAUUCUUCCCUCUCCUCCCAUCUUAACAGGACCACUGUCUGUACACUUGUUAACAUCUCCUGAUUCUGACCAGAGUUAAUACAUUCAUAUAUAUUCUACUCAAGAGAUUUGAAUCUCCACUGUUUAUUCUCCAUAUUUUAUCUCUCUUACUCUAGCUUGUUUUACUAAGCAAGCAGCAAACAUGCAGUCCUUACAUAUAAUUUGAUACCAGGUAUAACUUAUGUUUGCAACUUGAACAACGUUUUGAUCAUCUCCAUCAAUUUUAUGGAACAGAAGGGGUAUCAGUGGACUCCCCUUAGCUUUGUAGAUGAAAACGACAGGUGAGAUGUCACCCUGCACCUUGUACUUCUCGUAGCCUUAGAUGUUCACUUGAACUGUUUUUCUUUUUUGGAGUUGUUUACAAUGCACAUGCCCCAAUCCAAAAAUCCUUUUCAAUCAUUUAGGUGACCUCUGCCAUCAGCAUUGUUAGCGUUCCUGUCAUUUAGGUGACCUCUGCCAUCAGCAUUGUUAGCAUUCCAGUCUUAUGAAACAAAUGUGCCAUAGUUUGCCACUAUGUUCCUUGUUUGUCAUUGUCCCCCUCUGGCCCUGUGACACAGAUGGUAUGUAUGUACUGUAAUAAGUUCUGCACUGUAAGUUACAGUUCUGCUGACUCAUGACAUGGAGUCACCUGGGUGGCUUGUACGGGUUCUUGUGGCAAUGUCCUGUGUGCUGCCCGGAGAAGGACCAAUGGAAUUGUGGUCUAUGUAGCUGGUAAACAUUUCCAGAAGUUUAGUAGUGUAUCAGCCUUGUUCUGCCUUUGAUUUGAUUUGAGGUGUUUGUGCUGUCAUAAACCCCAAUGUUGAACCAUGCCCUUGUGUUCAGGGUGUGUCAGGAUGCUCACUAUUCACCACUUCAUUGGCCCAUAUCCAUACAGCCAACCAGAGGGUGAGUAACAGGGGUGUAUCUGAAACAACAAUUUUGACAAGAUGUAACGUGGAGAGGGAAGGCUUUCAGGAUGUGUGAAUUUGUCUCGAAUGUCUUUGGCCUGGUUGGAGUUGUAGUUUUAUUUUUUUUCAGAUAGAGAAUGUGAGGGGAUUUUUAGAUUAUUAUAUGGAUUCACCAUAGGGUGUGACCAAGGUUCUGGCCAAUGAUAACAGAAUUGUGUGGUGAUGUUAAUAUACUGUGUUUUUAUCCUGUGCUUCCUUCUCCGGCUCUCCCGUUGCAGAUAUCCCACUAUGUACUUAUCAGGAUUUUAAAUAGUUUCCCCUUAAAUACUCGCUCACAUCACUAGAGAAUCAGAGGAACACGGAGUCGUUUGGAUCGUCCGAAUAUUUGAUGGUGUUGCCAACUGCGAUAAUAGUUCUGUUGUCAUGCUAUUUUUGUUAUGCAUAUUUUUUCAGCGGGAGGGUGGGUUAGGUUUAAGGUUGAGUUUGUUAGCCUUUAAAGUGUGUUGCCAUUGAAGAGAUCAGAAAGUGCCAUAGUUGUGCACAGGAAGUGCUUAAUGAUGACUGGUUUGAGAAUGGUGUGAGUUAUUUAGCAGGAGAGUGGAUAGGCACCCUGAGAGGAACUUUGACAGUGUGUGUUGGGCAUAGAAAGCACUGAGAUGUAUGCUUAUCAAUCACUCCAUCUUGGCCUCACAGGAUCUAAGAUUACAUCCGAGGAUGCAAUUUUACACGAAAUAUGCAUUGUCUGGUGUUCUGUAAUAUUUUAAUGGGGUUGAGAAUUACUUCAAUGUGUUCUACUGUGCUGUAGAGAUAUGAAUCAGUCAGGGGAGGGUGUCUUGGGCCUUGUCCUGUACUGCCCUGUAAGUGCUUCUUCUCAGCCUCCUUGGUCCACUCAAGGCAGCGAGAGCUGUGAUGUUUGGAAUAUUGGUGAAUAGCUAUUCAAAGGGACACUGUAGGUUGGAGAAAUAUGCUGUAGAGAGAUGUAUGUGAUGUUUGAAAUAAAGGCAUAGAAAAUGAUUUAAAGCUUUGUAAAUAUUUGUUUUCAUUUAUUUGUUUUGUUUAUUGUUUUGGGCUGCAGUGUGUUUGGGAGUUGGGUUCUGGUGGGUUUUGAACGUUACCUCUUGUCUGCGUUCCUUGCCAUAAUGCGUCAUGACUGAACAGAAUCUCCAUUCUAUCACGUGUUACAAAUACAAAAGAGAAAUGAAUAACAGAAGAAGAAAAAAAACUAGAAUUCAGCCUCUUGUGGAGGUCUGUAGAGCAUUUUUCUUUCUUUUUUUCUGCUUCAAGUAUCAAACUUAUCGAUUAUCAGAAAUGAAUAAAGAAAUAAAAAAAUUAAA